Mercenaria mercenaria is the source of this 4764-nucleotide messenger RNA. RefSeq names its product mucin-5AC-like. The record is from RefSeq and is a predicted model, not a curated record. Bases 385 to 4188 code for a protein of 1267 amino acids. The transcript has 4 exons. Lineage: Eukaryota; Metazoa; Mollusca; Bivalvia; Venerida; Veneridae.
UUCGUCGUGUCGUUUCAUACCAUCAUAGCAUCUUAAAUAUUUAUACUGUAUUUUCCCGUUGUCAAAAUUUGACGGAUGCUUUAAUCUGUUGUGCACACCUUGCAAGCCUUAAAUAUUUGCACACUCACGUCAGGAAAAUUGUGCACCCCAUAUUGUACCAUUUGUGUCUAAUUCACAUCAAGCCAACAAGUGGUUCUGAUAAAAUAAUAGUUUGAUAAAGAAGGAAUAUUGCUGCAAAGUUGAUGUUUUUUAUCACUAUUUGUGGAUUUAAAAUGAUAAGAACUUAUCCUAUCUCUAACAUUGUCGGCUGACAACCUUUAAUGGGUUGUUAACUAGUUUGAUAAAGAAGGAGUAUUCUAGUAUUCUAUCAAAACAUCUUUAAAAAUGGAUUUUAGACGGCUAUUUUUCAUCUUUUUGAUUUUUUGUGUUGUUCCUUCGCAACCAGCAACAUCUCCACCAGAACAGUCGUCACAAUUCUCGACUAAACAAAAUUUUGGAAGCUUUUCAGUUACACAUACAGCCAGUUCGUCAUCACCCCAUAUUACGGAAGUUUCAACUGUAGAUACAUCAACCGGACAAACGAAAACGCCGGCAACAUAUAAAGCGUCAACACCAUUAGUAACCAAAGAUACAGAAACCACUACAAGUAAAUCAACUCCGCUACGGACAGUGUCGACGUCACAGAACAUUUCAAUUUCAUCUACUAACAAUGCUACAGUGUCGACGUCACAGAACAUUUCAAUUUCAUCGACUAACCACGCUACGGUACCGACGUCAGUGGCCAUUUCAAAUUCAUUGACUACUAAAGCUACAACACCGACUACACAGACCGUUUCAAAUUCGUCGACUACCCAAGAUACAGUGCGGGCGACGCCGACCAUUUUAAGUUCAUCAAAUACUCAAGCGGAAGUGCGGACAACACAGACCAUUUCAAGUUUGUCGACUUCCAAAGCUACAGCACCGGAGACACCGACCGUUUCAAGUUCGUCGACUGCCCAAAUGACAAUGUCGACAUCACAGACCAUUUCAAGUUUGUCGACGACCAAAGCUACCCAAGCGAAGGUACCGGCGGUUCAGACUACUUCAAGUAUAUCAAGCAACCUAACAACAAUGUCGGCAACUCAGAGCUAUGUGAGUGCAUCAAAUAGCAAAGUGACAGAGCCGGCGGCACAGACCAUUUACAGUAAAACUAAAAUAAAGAUAGUGCCGACGCCACAGAACUCAACAAGUUCAUCAACUAGCAAAGCAAAAGUGCCGACGACCCAGAGCUCUACUACACAAACAUCAGUACCGAGAGCUGAGACAUCUGCAAUUACAUCAACUAGUCAAACUACAAUGCCGACGACUCAAUAUAUCUCAAGAAAUGUAUCAUUUAGCCAAAUAACUGUGCCGCAAAGCUCUACAGGUACUUCGUCUAUAAUAACCACAAUACCAGCAACACGUAUCUCAAGAAAUACAUCUAUUAGCCAAACAACAGCGCCGCAGACACAGAGCUCUACAGGUAUAUCAACUACCAAAAGGACAAUGCCGACGACGCAGACUACUUCAAGUUCUAGUACAUCAACCUUCCAAACGACAAUGCCGACAACUCGGAGUUCUGCAAGUACAUCAGCUAGCAAAACGACAACGGUGCAGACACCGACCAUUUCAGACAUUUCGACUAACAACCAAACGGCAGUGUCGACGGUUCAGAGUUCAUUAACUAACAACACAACAGUGUCGGCGGCACAGACCCCUACGAAUACACCAGCUAGCCAAACAAGAGUGCUGGCGACUGAAACCACAGAACGCACAUCAGCUAGCCAGACGAUUGAGCCGAAGACUCAAACCGCUAAAAAUGCAUCAAAAGCUCAAAUGACAAUGCCGAUUACUAAAAGCACUGCAAGUGCAUCAAUGAGCAAAACGACAAUGGUGCAGGCACCAUCCACUUUAGAUAUUUCGACUAAAACCACAGAACGUACUUCAGUUAGCCAGACGAUUGAGCAAAAGACUCAAACCGCUAAAAAUGCAUCAAAAGCUCAAGCGACAAUGCCGAUUACUAAGAGCACUGCAAGUACAUCAGUGAGCAAAACGACAAUGCCGACGGAAAAAUCCACGACAAGUACAUCAACAAGCCAAUCGACAUCGUCGGGAAAUCAAACCACUAAAAAUACAUCAACUACGCAAACGACAUUGCUUGCGACACAGACCGCUAAAAGUAAAUCAACAAGCCAAAUGACAACAAUGUCGGCACAGACCAGAUUAAGUGCAGCAAGUAGCAAAACGAGAAUGCCUGUGACAAAAACCAGUUCAAGUACAACCAAUACUCAAAGCACAAUGCCGCCGCUACAAACCACUUCAAAUACAUCAAGUACCCAAGUGACAGUGUCGGCGCUAAAUAACACGUCAGACACGUCAAGUAUGCAAACGACAACGUUGGCCCUGCAGACCACUUUAAAAACAGUAAGUAAACAAACGACAACCUCGGCUGUGCAGACCACUUUAAAUACAGUAAGUACGCAAACGACAUCGUCAGCGCUAGAGACCAAAUCAAACACGUCAAGUACUCAAACGAUAACGUUGCCCAUGCAGACCACUUCAAACACAUCAAGUAUGCAAAUGACAAUGUCGGCGCUACAAACCACCUCAGAUAUAGCUAGUACGCAAGCGACAACGUCACAGCUACAGACCACUUCAAAUACAGCAAGUACGCAGACGACAAUGUCGCCACCAAAAACAACUGCAAAUACAUCGAGUACGCAUAUGACAAUGCCAGCGGCACAUAACACUUCAUAUACCUCAAGUUCGCAAACGACAAUGCCGGCGGCAGAGAGCACUUCAAAUAUAUCAAGUAGUCUAACGAUAAAGCCGCCGACACAGAGCAAUACCGGUACAUCAACAAGCCAAACGACAGUGCAAACGACGGAAAGCUCUUCAAAUACAACACCUAGUCAAACGACAAUGUCGGCGGCACAUAUCACUUCAAGUGCAGCAGCUAUCCAAACGACAGUACUAAUUACUAAGAUCUCUACAGAUACAUCAACAACACAAACGACAAAGUCGGUGACACGAAGAACAAUAUCAACUACUAAUAUGACACUACCGGCGACACAUAACACUACAUCAACCACCCAAACAACAGUACCGACGACACAUAACAUAACAUCAACAACCCAAGCGACAGUACCGACGACAUAUAACACUACAUCAACUGCACAUAACACUACAUACACAACCCAAACGACAGUACCGCUGACAUAUAACGAUACAUCAACUGCCCAUACGACACUACGGACGACACAUAACACUACAUCAACUGCACGUUACACUACAUACACAACCCAAGCGACAGUACCGCUGACACAUAACACUACAUCAGCUGCCCAUACGACACUACGAGCGACACAUAACACUACAUCAACUAUCCAAGCGACAGUACCGGCGAAACGAAACACUGCAUCAACUACCCAAACGACAGUGCUGACGACGCAGACCUCUACAGGUACUUCAAGUCGCCAAACUACAGUGCAGGCAACAAAAACAAUUACAUCAGCUGCCCAAGCGAGAAUGCCGACGCCUCAGACCUCCAAAGGUAUAUCAACUAGUCAAGUGACAGUGUCGCCGGAAUAUACCACUUCAAGUUUACUGGUAGAUCAAACAACUUUGCAAGCGACCCCAUCCGUUAGCCCGACGAAUGCUCAGGCGACAUACAAUAUUACGAAAUCAUCAAACAAAACAGCAGGCCUGAUGACUGAAAUAUUCUCUGUAGAUAUAUCAUCCCACCAUAGAGAAACCUCGACAACAACUGGUGUUCGCACUUUUCCAAGUGAAUCUUCAACGUUGAAGGUCAUAACGCAACCAUCUUCACGGACCAGAAAUAUUGUCUCAACAGCCGAAAUGGACCAUACAACAAAGGAAGAAGAACGAUCAGCAACAGAAACAACAACACAACAAGAAACGGAAGUGGCUCCUGUAUACAGCCCCUCGUCCAGUACAGGAUUAUCUACAGGAGGGAAAGCCGCUAUUGGAAUAUGCAUACCUCUGUUGAUACUUAUGGUAGUUGGUGUUAUGUUUUGGCUCUACAGAAGACGAAAGUAUAGAGGUAACUGGAUUAUAACAAGAGAUGUGGAGUACAUGCCCUGGAGAUUUAGCAACGCAAGUUUCGUCAGUGAAGACGAGGGUGAAAAUUUAAGAUUCAACAGGAGAUGACAGGAAAGAUUCAACUCCGGAGGCAUUCAUAAUGCCUUACUCACUGUGAUAUGCAGAAUGGCAUAAUAGAACAGGGGAAGUACCAAAGAGAUAUUUACAUAUGUUCUAGUCAACUUUAUACGGGGCUGACAUGCGCAGUAACAGAUGUUCCCUUGAAAAGGACAAAUCCUGUGAGAUUUAAAAUUUGCAGAAGCCUUGAACUCUAGAACUUAAACAAGUGGGAAAACAUUUCUGUUAUAUCGGCUGAAGUCGAGAGCGCUCAGUAAAACCCAAGUCUGGAUAAAAAGUGGAACAUCAUUUUGUGAAAUUGUAGAAACAGUUAGAUUCAAAAAGUGUAUAUACUUUGAUAUGGUUAACCUAAGAUGGCUUUGCGAGUCUGACACAAAAUUUUGCUCAAAACUUUGAAUGAUCUUUUUUGUUUGUUAAUUGUGAUUUGAUUUUUUUAAAAACAAGUAGACGUGUUAAGUUGUGAUUUUGAUGUCGUCCGGGAAAAGCUGAAAGAUAUAGUUUAGCGGUAUUUAUGUGUCCGACCGUCUGAUCGUCUGUACAUAUGUCUGUCCGUCUGUCCAUCUGCAG